UGAAGAGUGGGACUCCGGGGGCGCCGCGGGGUUCUGCGCUGCCUGGCGCUCCCCAGGCCGUUACCCGAGUCUCGCUCCCGCGGGCAGCGCCUCUCAGGCCACCCCCGAGAGCUCAUCGGACCGCAGCGCGGCCGUUCAAACUGGCGAGUGUGCGCCUCUCGGGGUUCCCGGAUUCCAGGGCUACUUGGGCGCAGAGCCGUGAAAGAGUCUCAGUCCCCAGGCGCCCAGCUUUCGAGUGACCGCCCUCCUACGCCCGUCGGCCUGAGCCACCGUUUCUCCUGCUGGGCUCCCCAGCCCUAGCCUGCAGCCGCCCUCGCCCCGGUCCAUCCUUCCAGGAUCUGACUGCGCCGCGUAUAAGCCUCUGAAGUGCUCGGGCUCCCAGGCGGAGUCCUGACCGCAAACCCAAAAGUAGCUGAGACUGCUGCUCUGCUCCAGUAAUUCAAGUGACUCAAGGAUGACCGCAUAGAACUGGAAAAUUAUUUGUUUAUGGAUGUGAUCUUCGUGGUGGGAAGCUCAGUUUUUAAACUACCCCAAUGGAUGCAGACAGUGAUGUUGCAUUGGACAUUCUAAUUACAAAUGUAGUCUGUGUUUUUAGAACAAGAUGCCAUUUGAACUUAAGGAAGAUUGCUUUGGAGGGAGCAAAUGUAAUUUAUAAGCGUGAUGUUGGAAAAGUAUUAAUGAAGCUUAGAAAACCUAGAAUCACAGCUACAAUUUGGUCCUCAGGAAAAAUUAUUUGCACUGGAGCAACAAGUGAAGAAGAAGCAAAAUUUGGUGCCAGACGUUUAGCCCGCAGUCUGCAGAAACUAGGUUUUCAGGUAAUAUUUACAGAUUUUAAGGUCGUUAACGUUUUGGCGGUGUGUAAUAUGCCAUUUGAAAUCCGUUUGCCAGAAUUCACAAAGAACAAUAGACCUCAUGCCAGUUAUGAACCUGAACUUCAUCCUGCUGUGUGCUAUCGGAUAAAAUCUCUAAGAGCUACGUUACAGAUUUUUUCAACGGGAAGUAUCACAGUAACAGGGCCCAACGUAAAGGCUGUUGCUACCGCUGUGGAACAGAUUUACCCGUUUGUGUUUGAAAGCAGGAAAGAAAUUUUAUAAUUCAUCGCUUAAUUGGUUAGAAUCCCUAACUGAGCACCUUUUAAAACCUGCUGCACAUUGGACUCAAAACAAAAGGAAAACUGGACCAACAGUAAUUGAGGAAAUAGACUCUUUUAUUCAUUCACGGCUACAGUGUAAGCUCCAGGCCCUUUGGAUUUUAUUUCAGACCUUGCUGUAAUAUAAAAAGGAAGUUUACAAGACAUGACGUUGCUGCUUUUACAAAAGGACAUUCUAUUUAUUUUCGCAGUAAUUCUCAUGUCCCCGUAAGCAGAGCUGUCACAGUGUGCACUACCUUAAAUCGUUCUGUUGUUGUCAUUGGUUUUUUCCAGUUUGAGCUAAUGUGUUUUAUUUGUGAAUAGUCUUUUACAUUUUUGUAUGCUGAAUAUGGGCACCAAAGAACCUGUAAAAGUUAUCUUUUUCAAUUGAAUGUGCACAAAUAAAAGUUUGGAAAAGA
This is a messenger RNA of Panthera uncia (snow leopard), 1548 nucleotides long. It is a transcript of the gene TBPL1, whose product is annotated as TATA-box binding protein like 1. Gene Ontology annotation, biological process: DNA-templated transcription initiation. Bases 534 to 1094 code for a protein of 186 amino acids. Gene Ontology annotation, molecular function: DNA binding; general transcription initiation factor activity. The record is from RefSeq and is a predicted model, not a curated record. The transcript is spliced from 8 exons. NCBI's taxonomy places the organism in Eukaryota, Metazoa, Chordata, Mammalia, Carnivora, Felidae.